GCGUCAGGGCCCCUCCGCCCUGGAGCUGCCGGACAGCCCCGAGCCCGCAACCGGCACAGCGGACUAGUGUCUGGGCCGGCGCGGCGGGCAGCCUGAGAGCGGCGUCCCUGCAGCCGGGUCUUGAAAAAAUUUCCUUUGCUGAAGGACUCACUCUACAAAGAGUUCGUCUUAUGAUGUCCAGUACUGUAUCCUCCAGGAUUUUAAGUUCUGCAAGAAACAGUAUCAUUGUUUUGCAAGGAAAAGGAUGUUUGUACUCAAGAUACAUCCCAAACAGAAACAAGAUUAAAUGGAAGUGUGGAUUUGCCAAAGGGCCUCUUUCCCCUUUUGUGCUGAGCUGGAGCAUCGACAAUGUCUUCACCUUAAAAAAAGCAUUCAGACAUACUUCAACUGAAGAAGACGACUUCAGUCUUCAGUUGACACCAUCACAAAUAAAUGAUAUACUAAGAGCAGGUGAAUUCUCUCAUAAAAUUCAUGAAUUUGAUGGUAAAAACACAAAUUCUGUGCUGAAAUUUGAGAGUAACCAGCUGGCUGCCAACACACCUAAUGAAGAUCGUAGAAGUGCAGCCACAUGCUUGCAGACCAAAGGGAUGAUGUUUGGGGUCUUUGAUGGUCAUGCAGGUUAUGCAUGUGCUCAGUCGGUAAGUCAGAGACUAUUCUAUUAUAUAGCUGUCUCUCUCAUGUCUCAACAAACGCUGGAAGAGAUUGAGUUUGCCAUGGAACGCAUGAAACCAGUUCUGCCAAUUCUGCAGUGGUACAAGUAUCCAAAUGACAUCUACCAAGAAGUAGCCUCACUGUAUUUGGAUCACCUCAGAGUUUUUUGGCAGGAACUAUUGAACCUAGACAUAGAACUGGGAUUCAGUGUAGAAGAAGCCUUGAUAUAUGCAUUCAAAAGGUUAGAUUCAGAUAUAUCACUGGAAGCUCAGGCUCCCCUAGAAAAUGAAAUGAUGAAAAACACUGCCCUUCAAGUGGCUUUCUCUGGUGCGACAGCCUGUGUGGCUCACAUUGACAGUGUUCACUUACACAUUGCAAAUGCUGGGGAUUGCAGGGCAGUCCUAGGGGUUCAAGAAGAAGAUGGAAUGUGGACUGCACUCUCUCUUACUCAAGAUCACAAUGCUUUCAAUGAAGCAGAAAUCAGAAGGUUAAAGGGAGAACAUCCUAAAUCUGAGGCUGAAACUGUAAUAAUAAACAACAGGCUGCUAGGGAUUCUCAUGCCCUCUAGAGCUUUCGGAGAUGUCAGAUUCAAAUGGAGUAAAGAACUGCAACACAAUAUUCUAGAGAAUGGUUGUGAUGUUGAGGCUUUAAAUAUUUAUCAGUAUGCUCCUCCCAAUUACUAUACGCCUCCCUAUUUAAUUGCUGAGCCUGAAGUCACCUACCAUAAACUAAGGUGUCAAGAUAAAUUUCUAGUUAUUGCUUCAGAUGGACUGUGGGACAUGCUGAACAAUGAGGAUGUCAUAAAACUUGUUGCAGAACACGUAGCACAAGCUAAUGUGCAGAAACCAAGGAUGACUUUUCAGAAACCAGCCAGCUUGGGUUACAUGCAAAGUCUACUGCGUCAUAGAAAAGCCAGGGGUGUUAGCUCAUAUGACCAGAAUAUAGCCACUCACCUAAUAAGGCAUGCAAUUGGAGAUAAUGAAUAUGGAGAGAUAGACCAAGAGAAACUUGCUGCAAUGUUGACUUUACCUGAAGAUCUAGCAAGGAUGUAUAGAGAUGACAUCACUGUUACUGUGGUGUAUUUAAAUUCAGAUACAAUUGACAGCUACUACAAAGAAAAUGAAUAGGGGUUGCAUUAAUAUUGUACCAUGUAAUGGUCAACUCUGAUACUGGGGACCAUUAAUGUUUACUUCUACUAAUAGUCAAGUUGUUACAAUGCUGUUGCCUGCAAGUCCCCUGUUUUUUAAUACUGAGAAACCAUGAGCUCUUUUGGAAAUAAUUUUCUAGAAUGACUAAUUUGUAAGACUUCUCUGGGCUCCCAGUUUUGUGCUGAUUGAAGUAAAAUGUACUGCUAGCAGUUCAGUAAAAUGUAAGUGGAGGCAGGAAUGAAAGACAGUGAACCUACUCCUGGUCCCAUUGACACCAAUGGCAAAACUCCUGAAGUGAACAAAAAGCAGACAAAUUGAUCUAAAUUAGUAUAACUUGUCAGUGAAGGGUAGUACUUGUAACAGAACCAAGAGCAAGAAGGAGCCAUUGUUCAAAGGCCUCAUGUAAGAUAGUGUGGCCUCCUCUCAAAGUAUAGCAGUCAAAAUUUAGAGGUGUACACUAGGAAUGGACACUGUUGUAUCAGAUACUUGAAAUUGACUAAUUGCUAAUAAUAUUUUAUGCCUACUGGAAGCAAACAAACCAUACUUUUUUCAAGACUGGCUGACUUUAAAGUGUGAAACUGAAUAAAAAUAGCAUGUGUGCGAAUACAUACAUGUGUAACAAUCCACAGCUCUAGCACACUUUAAAAUAGUUUACAGUCUUGUCUUUAGGAAUAGUAUAUAUUUCUAAUUUAAUGAGUACUUUUACCACACCAACAGUACUUGAUUGGAGUAUUUUCUUAUGCAUAUUAUUUGACUUACUAAAAAUCCAUUUUAUAUUAGAAACUGCUGCUUCAGUGCACAAUAUUUCAUAGAUCCAUCUGUGAAAUUGCAACUUAGAUAUUGUCUGUCUAUGUAUUUGGAAUUAAUAAGUGCAUCUGAAACUUAAAUGUAGCAGUUAGAAACAAUACUGCAUUUACUUUUUCUUUAAAAAAUAGAAUCGACGACAAUACUGGCAUUUCACCAAAGAGAACUUCAUUCUUGUUUUUUCUAUUCCCCCUGCUUUUGGGACAUGAACUGCUUACGUCCAUGUGUACAAUGCUGUUUAAAUGCUCUUGAUUACUAUUCAGAUCCUUAUUUCCCUGGUGAAUGUUUUUUACUUUUUUUUUUUUUACAUUUAAAACAACUCGUGUUUGAGUUGUACUAAAAGAAUCAAUAUUGUAUAGCUUUCUUUUAUACUCCACCUUCUAGAAUACCGUAUUUAAAGCUUGAAACUAGCUUUCCUUUUUUAAAAUCUGGCCUACAUUGUGGUGUAGUGACUUUUUUUGUUAUGCAUUGGCAUAAUUGCUGCCUUCAGGAAGGUGUAUACUGUAGUUCUGGGAACAGAGGCCUCAGUUUUACUGUGGUUGCUGUCAGGAAAGUACCUGGGUGUGUGCUGCAGAGGUAGUAAUAUGUGGAACUCCACUUCACCCCCCUCCCCCCUACCCUUGUGUUCUAUUUUUAAAAAAGGGUGGCUUUUUUUCUUAAUUUUCUUGCAUAUUAGAGUGUUAAAGAUAUCUACAGUUCAGAGGAUAUUUCUCCUCCUAGUAACUGUAAAGUAGAUAAAGUCUUGGGUCUAAAUUAGUAACAUUUGUGUCAUGUGGCUUUUCCAAAAAAAUGCAUUUAUUUAUCAGUAUAAACUAUCUAUUAAUGGUUUGUGGAGUAUUUAAAUAAGAUUCCACAUUAAAACUACGUAGGAAACUGUACAAACUGUUAAAAAUACUAAUAUGGAUGAUUAAUCGUAGGCAGAUUUGGGACAAUUAAGUGUAUGUAUUUUGAUGUUGUGCUAACAAUUAUUGCAUCCCUGGUUGCAACUGUAACAGCAUUCUCUCCAUAUUAUCUAAAUGUUCUUUUCCCUCAGAUUGGACUGUCUUGAUUUAUGGGUCCAAGUACCUGAAAGCACUUAAGCAUAUGUGUAACUUUAAGCCCAUGCUUAACUGCUUUGCAUAAUAAGGGUUGCUUUCCUGAAUCCAGAUCCUAGCACCAUAAAAGCAACAUACCUUAAAGUAUUUUGUUAAGCACGUAUCGGAGCAGAAAAGGCAAUUUAACUUUGAGGCAGCUGGCAUUUUUUCCAUAUUGCUAGUCAAAUGUGGCAUUUCUGUGCUUGAUGUAUACAGCAGAAAGGGUGGCUGAAAGAAAAAGAUUUGUGUCUUGGAUUGGUGGUGGAGGCUGAAGGAAAAGUGUGUGUGUGUGUGUGUGUGUGUGUCGGGGUUGGGGGACUGUUAUAGGGGGUGUUGAAGUUUUGGUGUCUCAUAGUCUCAUUUAGUCUUAAUCCAUCCCUACCUGCUCAGGUGGCAUUGGGCUCACUGACAUUCCUCAUUUGGAAGAAGAGGAGAGAGGCUGUGGAGGAGGAAUUGUAGGCUGCAAAGCUAAGGAGGAGACUAGUCUCGGAGCAAGUUUUUUGAGAGCCCUCCCCAAACCUCUAGUUCCCAUUUAGCCUUAAUCUCUCUGAAUGGUUUAAGUGGGAUAUCUUUUCCCAUGUGCCUACACUUGGUUUUUUGUAAGUGUCUAUGCAUGUGCAGCUGUAUGGUUUCGUUGUUUACGUCAGACUGUAACCAUAAAAAUAGUGCUGUAAAGGAGUGUAUAUCUAGACUACCUCUUAUUAGAUAAGGGCACUAUAUCAUUAGUGAUGUGGCUAAGAGAACAAAGGUGCUAGACUCUGGUAGAGCAGAUAAAAUCAAAACUUUAUAUAUAUAUAUAUAAGCAAUCAAUAUGCUCAGUAAAAUACUUAGAGGAAAUGCAAGCCUUUAUCUGUUAAAGUACAGUGUUGCAAAUCUAAGUACUUUUAAGGUAUAGUUAAAAUGACUUAAUAUUAACAAAAUUAAAGACUAUAUAAUUCAUGUGGUCAGGGGUUUUGUUGUGCAAAAAUUGAGCUGUGUGCAACAAGUGUCCCAAAUGAUCUAAUGUUUUACUGCUACAUAUGCAAAUAUAAUGUCUUUUUUGUUGUUGUUGUUGUUUGUUAGCAAAUUGGUGAUUAUUAUUUUGGGGAUUGCAGUCACAUCUGACAAUAGGAAUGGUACUAGCUCUAAUUUCAUGCCAGUCUGUGCCUGAUUUAACUUGUACCACUGUAAUUAUUGUUCCUUGGAAAAUGGUAACAUUAAAGCAAGUGCUGAGUGUUCAGUUUACUGGCAAAUAAUGGUGUUUAACUGCACACACUCUUGUAUUUUGUUGGAAACCAAUGGUGGCCAAUUCCUGUUGGUGAUUAAGUUGAUAGCAAAACUCCCAUCAACUUCAGUCAGAAUGUGGUCAUAACUUAUCUUUAUAACUGCACAAACAUGUUUAAUAGGCAUUAAUGUGUACAGUAUGCAGUGCUUUAGUGUUGUGGUAACAUGCUUCAGUGCUAAACCAAUUUAAAUGAAGUUAAUAUGUUGAUCAUAUCACACAGGAUAACUUGGUAGUUAAGUUUAGCUGCGUAAACCUUGCUGUAUCCUAAAUAUCUACUGUAGCUUUACUGACAGUUUAAUUGGCUUAGUUUGAGUCAACUUUAUGUUUGGAGAUUAAACAUUUUUCACUUUAACUGUAUUUUUUAUAAGAUCAAGUCAAGAUGUAGUAAUAAAACUACCUAUUGCCUAUGAAACUUGUUUUUUGCAUACCUAAUGUGCCUCUUAAAUCUAAAUAAAAUAAUCUUAGUUGAAACACUGGUGUAGGUACUCAUCCCUUCCAAGGAAAUGUGUUUAUGUAAAUCUGACUUUAAUUUGGAUUUGAGCUAUAACUUUCUGGCAUAAUUUUGAAACUUAUUUACAUUAUGCACAAAUAUUUGUUUGAGUGUUUGGUUAAUAAUGCUUUUCUCUCUCUACUUACAAUGACUUAUUUGUAUUUAAAUUUUCAAACCUUCAUACGGUUUGUUGCUUUUUCUAACUUCUUUGUAAAGAUUGAAGUGAAUUAAUAUUUUGUAAAUAAAUAUAUACAUCCUA
This is a messenger RNA of Caretta caretta (loggerhead turtle), 5689 nucleotides long. RefSeq names its product pyruvate dehydrogenase phosphatase catalytic subunit 2 (gene PDP2). Gene Ontology annotation, biological process: protein dephosphorylation. The record is from RefSeq and is a predicted model, not a curated record. NCBI's taxonomy places the organism in Eukaryota, Metazoa, Chordata, Testudines, Cheloniidae. Gene Ontology annotation, cellular component: mitochondrion. Gene Ontology annotation, molecular function: cation binding; [pyruvate dehydrogenase (acetyl-transferring)]-phosphatase activity.